UGCUGGGGAAGGAUCAUGGAGGAGGUGGCGAAACGCGGCAGUUCCCUGGCAGAAUGUAAUCAGGGCGAUCGGGCGCUAACAUCCCCUACACCCUUGCUGUGUUCUAAGGCACCGCAGAGCACAUACUCCAUACACCAUGGAGUGGAGGAUGAGGAUGAGGCAGAGCUUCAUGUAGAAGAUCCUCCUGAUGUGGAAAAGAGGUCGAAUACAAUGGUAUCUAAACAGUGGAUUUCACCCCAGUGGCAAAAAGUCAUCAUUGGCGUCACUGUUGCGGCAUUUGUCGCAUUCAUCCUCGGGUACGUGACCACUCGCAGAACCUGCUCCUCGUGUGACACCAACGGCGCCAGCCCAUCCUCAGGGGACGCUUCUGAUCUAGAAAUAUUUGAGCCAAUGAGUAUGGACUGGUCGGAGCUGAAGGAAAUAUUCACCAAAUAUCUGAAGGACGGAGAAAGGAUGGACAGCACAAUCAGGAAAGUAGCACGCGGUCCUCACCCCUCAGGCUCCCGGGAGAACAAUGACUUAGCGGACAUGAUCCUCCAGGCCUUCAGGAGCUACAAUAUGGAUAACACCUGGGUGGAGAGUCACUACGCCGAGCUGCAGUUUCCUCUCAGUACUCGCCCCAAUACCCUGAAGAUCAUUAAUGCUGACAAUGAGACUGUAGAAGACAUCGCUAUGGAUGACCGGGACGUAUACUGUCCAUACAGCGCUGUGGGGAGAGUGCAGGCAGGGCUGGUAUAUGUGAAUUAUGGCCGGAAGGAAGACUUCCAGAUGCUGACAAGUUGGAAUGUAAAUGCCUCCGGAUCUCUGGUCAUCGUGCGGACAGGCCAUAUUACCUUUGCAGAGAAGGUGUACAAUGCCGAGGCGGCCGGAGCUCUGGGGGUUCUAAUAUUUCCAGACACAUUCGACACUGCUGUAUAUGGACACGUUCAUCUCGGCACUGGAGAUCCGAACACUCCAGCCUUCCCAUCAUUCAAUCACACCCAAUUUCCCCCCUUCAAGUCAUCCGGCCUUCCAAAAAUCCCAGCCCAGCCAAUCACAAGAAGUGCAGCACAGACAUUACUCAGUAAACUCUCGGGACCCGACUGCUCCUCAGAAUGGAGGGGCCCCUCCUUCCCUUCGUAUGGCUUGGGCCCCAACCUGAAGACCCCAGAUAUGAAGGUUCAGCUGGAGGUGACCAACGUGCCGCGCAGUGUGGACCUGCACAACGUGUUUGGCAGUAUAACAGGGCGCUUCGAACCUGAGCACUAUAUUAUUGUGGGAGCUCAACGAGAUUCCUGGGGUCCUGGAGCUGCAAAGUCUGGGGUCGGAACUGCAAUACUACUAGAGCUGGCACGUACAAUGUCCAUGAUGGUCUACAAUGGUUUCCAGCCGCGGCGCAGCAUUCUGUUUGUGAGCUGGGACGGGGGAGAUUUCGGAAGUAUUGGCGCUACGGAAUGGCUGGAGGGGUAUCUCAGCAUGCUACACCUCAAAGCCGCUGCCUAUAUGAGCCUGGACACCCCAGUUCUCGGUGAUGAAAAGUUUGCAGCAAAAUCCAGCCCACUGUUCAAGAACCUAAUUGAGAAUAUAAUAAAGCAGGUAGACAAUCCUCGUCGCAGUCAGGAGACCAUCUAUGCGUAUAUGAAAUCUAAAUUUCAAACGGAAAUAACGGCUCCGCUCGCCGCAGACAGCGACGCUUUCGCUUUCAAUGCAUUUGCGGGAGUUCCUGCGCUGGAGUUCUCAUUUGUUGGGGACUCCAGGACAUACCAAUACUUGGACACUAAGCUGGAUACAUAUGAUAAUCUGAAUAGCCUAGUAAAUGGACGUCUACCCGCAGUGGCUCUCAGCCUGGCAGAAGUAGCUGGGUUUUCUUUGACCAGACUUUCUCAUGAUCAUAUUCUACCCUUGGACUUGUCGGCAUACAGUUCUGUCUUACUGAAUCAUCUGGUGCAACUGAAAGCUUACCAGAACAAGCUGAAGUCCCGAGGACUCACAUUGCAAUGGCUGAACUCCGCCCGGGGCGACUAUGUGAGAGCGACGGAGAGACUGAAGAAGGCCAUCUCGCAGUCAGACCUCCACAGCGAGAAGCUGAUCCAGUUUUUCAACGUGCGCAUUAUGAGGGUGGAGUUCUACUUUCUAUCCCAGUACGUCUCUGCUAUCAGUUACCCCUACCGUCACAUCCUCAUAGGCAGAGGUCCGCAUACUCUACAGGCCCUGAUCGACCAUCUUAAUCAAGCCAAAAUAGACGACAACGAACUACGCAAGCAAAUUGCCCUCUUCACGUGGACGCUGGUCGGGGCUGCGAAUGCCUUGAGUGGGGAGGUGUGGGACGUUCACAGAGGUUUCUAAGCUGCCAUAAUGAGAUAUAGUGAGCAUCCGUCUAAUGACUGGUCCUUCGAAGGCUUCCAAUGUCCCUUUCAUGAGCCAGAUGACUUUUGUGUCUCCAUGUUAAUUCGCCCCGGACCGUGCUAACUAUAAAUGCUGUUUUAUUAACGCUUAGCUUGAAAUGCACCUUGUUUCUGCUGCCCCACUGUAUCACAACGGCCAGGAUAUGAUGAAGUAAUUCCUAUCAGCGACAGUGCUCGCUAUAAAUUACUGUUAGAACUUCACCAGCUGGCGUCGCUUGGGGCUUAUUCGCUGCUUCUACUAACUCCAGUGGCCGCUUGUUAUAAAAGAUGCGCACACACUGCUCUUCCUAAAUAUAGACCUAAGAUCUAUAUCACGGUUUAUCACUGACAGUGCUCAGUAGAACUGUACGUUGUUGUAUAACCACUGUAGCCCAGAUAUGCAGCACAAAUGGCUACACAGAGACUGAAUGUUUCCAUCACAUGUUUUUGUACCCGAAAACUAAGUUUUGAAUUAAAAGAUGACAAUCUGACUACUGA
Molecule: messenger RNA, 2861 nt
Organism: Pseudophryne corroboree (corroboree frog)
Lineage: Eukaryota; Metazoa; Chordata; Amphibia; Anura; Myobatrachidae
Gene: TFR2
Product: transferrin receptor 2
Exons: 18
Coding region: 16-2325 (769 amino acids)
Biological process (GO): endocytic iron import into cell
Cellular component (GO): external side of plasma membrane
Source: RefSeq, a predicted model, not a curated record